Molecule: messenger RNA, 5512 nt
Organism: Spirodela intermedia
Lineage: Eukaryota; Viridiplantae; Streptophyta; Magnoliopsida; Alismatales; Araceae
Source: the annotation of a GenBank genome assembly
AUGGUGCAUCCUGGCUUUUCGACUUCUGGUUCUCGGACAAAGAAAUUGGACGCGUAAUCAGAAAGAAUCCUCUGAUCUCUUUAUUUGUGAACUCUGAUCUGCAUGUACCUAUAUAUAUGUAGGUAUGUCUGGAUUUCAUGUUUUUAAUGGUGGCUACGUCCGCGGCGACUCAAUAUUUUUAUCCGUGUAUUUUGGAUAAACGUGGCCGGCACAUAUGAAUGUCUCAUUAUAUACUUGCAUCUUUGUUCAAACUUUCUCUCAGUUUCUGAUUUAAGUUGGUUUCUUACCUUCUUUCAGCUCGAAGGAGAAACCCACUCUAGGGUAUGUUUCUUCAAUCUCUUGUUCUAUUAAAUUUCCAACAGGAGGUUGCUGUGUUUUCUUUGACAGUGAUUUGGUGCAAUAAAAUGAAUGGUAUUACAUGCUUGUCACCAUACUUCUUUCUGUCUCCUCAGAUGUUAUCUAUAACUGCAUUACUGAUAAAACUUUCAGUCGUGUGAGUUGUUAUUUUUUUUAGUCGGUACUUCACACCGUACUCUUAUUAUUUAUACUGGCCUAUGUAUCUCUUGGCGUCUUAUCCUUCAAAAUUUGUGCCUUGGGAUAAUGUUUGUGUUUUGCCUUUGGUUUGAGAUACUCAUCUUAUGCGUAUCUGAUUGGUGCCCACUUUUUUUCAGCGAUUACAUGACGUGAUGCUGUGAUGUGAGAUGCCAUAUGUAAAUAGUUUCAUUUUGCCAACAAUACUUCUAAUUGACUGCUAUUGAGUGGAUUUAUGAAUUUACCUUUCUCAUUAUUUUACGUUCUUAUUUGAAUAUAUGCAAUCGGUACAUCUCUGUAUUCUGAUAAGGCUCCACGCACAUAUGCUAGAAGGAAGAAGGCCCAAAGCCCAAUAAAUCAAUAACGGUUAGCAUGAUUGAGGGAAGGCACAGUCAUUCACAUCAGCUCAUUCCCAUAGGCUUUUGACUUUUAGAGGGCAAUUCUCUCGCAUGGUAUUAUAGCCUGGAUUUGUUUAUGUUUUUCCAAUAGUAACCUUAGGGAAAUAAAAACAGGAGACUCUUAGCGGAGCAGUUCCAAGCAGAGAGAUAAGCUUGCCAAAAGGCUCUGGAAAGGUGUUGCCUCUUAUGACGUGCUGAAUUUCUGAAACAUAUAUUUCAGGUGGAUUACUCUAAGGGAUGAUAGAAUAGUCGUGUGUCCAGUGAAUGAGAGAAACAAAACACGUGGUUAAGGUAUAUGUGCAUAUUUUCCUAUCUGCUUGUUAGUUUGGAGUUGGAUAGAGUGGUUCUUUUGCAUAUGUUUCAUUGGAGUGACGCAGUUGAACUACACUCUGACAGUAUAAAUAAUGCUCUUGUAGUAAGUUGCAAAUAAUGAUUCGUGGUUAUCUAAAAUAGCUUCUAUGCGGUUAUUGUUAUCAUCAGUUUAUUACAUGAUCUUUUCUUCUCUUGGUUUAGUGGCACGCGGAUUAAGACCCGCAAACGGAACAUAGCAGCUCCCUUGGACCCUGCAUCUUUUGCAGAUGCAGUGGUCCAGAUAUAUGUGGAUAAUGCUGGUGAUCUGGUAUGAAUCGAUCCUUUUUAUGACUUAUGUCCUUAUCUAUCAUUCUACUUUUAUAUAAUGACGGGAUCGGUUGAUCCUCAAAUACCUAUCUAACGAAAAAUAACAUAGCAAUUUCUGAUUAGAUUGUGUCUGGUGACUGUUAUGGAAUUAAAUAGAGUUGUGAGGAUAUUUUUUUGGGUUUCGCAUCAUAUUUUUUAUUCAAUAUGAUUUUUCUAAGUUCUUGAUCUGUUCUCUAGCUUAAAUCUUGUGGUGCGACUGUUGAUUUAUUACAUAUAAAUCAAUUAAAAUUUAUUGCAAUACUUACUGAGGCUUUGCUUACAGGAACUGGUUGCCAAGAGCAUUGAAUCUUCGGACCUUAACUUCUCACGUUAUGGGGAUACCUUUUUUGAGGUAGUUCUCGAGUUUGCCUUUAAUGACUGAUUCUUGCUGUUAUACCUUGACUUUUUCACCCUGUGAUGAGAUAUUUUUUGAGGUAGCUCUUGUGUUCGACUUUUAAUGACCGACUCUUCCUCUUAAGGCUUAGCUUCUCACUGUGUGUAAUGAUCCCUGUUUUGUGUUGUUCUUUAGUUUUGACAUAUAGUGACGGUUGUCCGUUUCUUUUUGUGAUUCUUUUUUUCUGUUUUAAACAAUCGCUGACCUCCAUUCAGUACUCUAUUUUUAUGAGUAAUUUUCUCCCUGAUUUCCAUGUUUCUAAUCAUUAUUCUGUAAACUUGUGUUAUUUCUUUCGAGUGAAAGGGAUAUUACUUUGGUUUCCGUGGAAAAAGAAAAGAAAAUGACUUAGGAUUUCCUGAAAAAAAAACAAGAUUAAUGGUUGUGCGAAAGCCUACCAUGCAGUCGAAUAAAUCAUGACGAUUCCGUUUAUAUAGCUGCUUGAUCUUUCAAUGCCUCUGCAUAUAUGGAUUCAUCUAGCAGAAGAUCUACCAAUUAGGAUGGCUGUUGAAAGGGUAAAAACCCUAGAUGAAAGUCAAACUAACCCUAGCAGUGGGUUCGGUUGAAUUGGUUUUAGGAUAUUGGCUACCUGAUAGUUUGAAAGUAUAUGGGAAAAGAAUCGUCCAUAUAUUUUGCUAUUCAACAUUUUCCUACAGCGUGUUUUUUAUGCCACUUUAUAUCAUUUUCAGGUAGACUAGGUCUAUUCACGUGUGAUGGUUGUAUGGUCUCACAUUUAUAUCUAGCAUGCAUACCCUCUCCACACGUCACCUUGAUGCAUAAAAUCAUGCGUAUGCCUUUAAAUCUGAAUUCCUAUACUAUUGUGGAAAACCUUUAACAAGCGGAAAAUUUCACAAUGAAUCCACAUGUACUCUGUCACGAACAAACGUUUGGUAUGAGUGAUGGAUGCCCUGCUGCUGUUUUCUCCUUUUUUCUUCUCCAGUUACCAGCUGCUUAGCCUGUUGUCUCCUUUUUAUUCUCUUCUUGUUUCUUCUCUUUUUCAAUUUUCCUACGUCCGUGUAGAAGUGUUUCAGAUUGUUUGGAUCUAGUUUUCUAGUCCUCAAUGCCAGAUCCAACACAAUUCACUCUGGAUCUAUGUCUUUGAAGUCUAUCAGCAGAAAAUCCUCUAAUUUGUACUUUUUACCCGUUGGUUUAGGGCGGUCUUUUCCCAUUCAUUGAUGAUGGGGAUGACCAGUGGCGCAGAUGCUGUAGUCACUUAUCUCAUUGGUUUCCUCGGUCUCAUGUUUUUCUUCUCCAGUUUCAUCUUUUCCUUAAGAUCUUCAUGGAAUCCUGACGUAGUUUCUUGGCUUGUUUUUAAAAUGUUAUGGGGGGUCAAUAUUCCCCCCGUUGAAAUCAGAUCGGGGAUGCCUGAUUGUUUUUCCCAGCCAUGCCACAUAUCAUUGCUUCUCAUCUUCUUUUUGAGAUAUUUUUAUUGCUGUGCGGUUCAAAUUUUUAGUGUGUUAUACUCUUCAUUGCUGCUUAGUUUGUAGAUUAUUUUGUUGUAACUUAUUCUCUGAGAUUCAAAUGCUCUUAUCCGUAUGCAUCUAAGAUUCACUUAUCUCAGAUUAUUUAUUUAUUUAUUUAUUUUUUCUUAUGGACUGCUUAGUUAUUGAGACUUAAAGUUAAAUAGGGUUUUGAUGCUAAUUGUUGCUACACGUUUGGUUAUGCUAAAGCUGCAAGAAAAAUCACUGUUUAUCUCUUAGCUUUGUUGCUACUUUCUUUGUUGGUGAUGAAGUGUUGGGUUAACAUUAUUGGGUGUUUGAUUGACUUUACAAUUUUUGGCUCUGUUUCUAUUCUUCAUGCAUCACUUCGUACUCUAGUUGUCUUCUUUAUGUUUUGUUAUCACAACAAAUUCAUUUUUACAUGAAUCAAUGCCACUUGGGUCACUGGAGUGCAGGUUGUCUUCACUGGGGGACGUACACAGCCAGGCACAGUAAAACCCGAUGAUGGAGAAAGACACUCGCACUCCGUUCUAGAUUGUGAGGCGAAACGUGAAGCUAUCUUGCCAUCUGUUCUCUACAUACAGAAAAUACUGCGCCGCAGGCCGUUUCUCAUAAAAAAUCUUGAGAAUGUCAUGCGAAGGUUCUUGCAGUGUCUGGAGCUUUUUGAAAAGGAUGAGAGUAAGAAGCUCUCCAUUUUUACUGCCCUCGCGUUCUCUCAGAAGCUGUCGGGGCUUCCACCAGAGACCGUCUUCCAGCCGUUGCUCAAGGACAACCUUGUGGCCAAAGGGCUGGUCCUUUCAUUCAUCACUGACUUCUUCAAGGAGUACCUUGUGGAGAACAGCAUAGAUGAUCUCAUUUUGCUUCUGAAAAGGGGAAAAAUGGAGGACAACCUUCUCGAUUUCUUCCCAUCUGCCAAGCGCACCAUUCAGGCAUUCUCGGAGCAUUUCACGUGAGUAAAUCCUCCCUUCCCCUUCAAUCUGUUGGAAAAUUUCAAAUAAAAUCCUUCAAUCUGUUGAAUAGUUAGCCUCACCUAAGAACAUCACAGGGGGCGGUCAGUCCUUGAUUCUUCAAAACCCGCAUUCAUGUAGAGACCUCAAUGUCUGAUGAGUCAGGGGAGGUAUAUAACAGGGGCUUUUAUGAAAUAAAUGAAGGCUAACUUUGUAUUUUCUGUUUUCUCGAGUUCAUUUUCUUCUUGUAUUGUUGUAUUAUCUUGUAGACCGGAUGGGUCAUCCCAACCUUCCACUUACUAUUCAGGAAACAUGGCGGCUAUAUCUUCAGUUAUUUGUUUGUUAAAAGAAAGUCCUUUCUCCCUGUUUACUUUCAAAACUAAAUAUUCUCCUCUCUUUGGCUGCUGGGUUAUUAGCAAGGAAGGGUUACCCAUUCUCGUUCAGUACAACGAGAAAAAAGUAUUUGACGUCAAAUUGAGGGAGAUGAAGUCAGCGUUGACCACCCAGAUUGCAGAGGAAACAGAUGUCUCUGAAGUGAUAGAUACCGUCAAGCAGUGCGUCAAGGAUGCCAAUUUGCCCGAUGUUGAGGUGGUCCGCAUCCUCUGGGACGUCAUCAUGGACGCUGUUCAGUGGUCUGGAAAGAAUCAGCAGCAGAAUGCCAAUGCAGCCCUCCGACAGGUAAGAACAAAGAGUCUUAAAGUUUUUGAUAAAUAGAGGGAUUAAAUAAAAUUUACAUUAAUUUUUAUGGGGCCAUUCUCCUUCAGGUGAAGACAUGGGCAAAGCUUCUGAGUGCCUUCUGCACGAGCGGGAAGCUGGAGCUCGAGCUGAUAUACAAGGUUCAGACCCAGUGCUAUGAUGAUGCCAAGCUGAUGAAGCUGUUCCCAGAGAUUGUGAGGUCCCUAUAUGACCUUGAUGUUCUUGCCGAGGACACCAUUCUCCUCUGGUUUCAGAAAGGGACCAACCUGAAGGGCAGGUACCACUUCUCUUCCUAAACAUGGCCGAUUAUUUGAUUUCUUCUUUAAUUUACUUGACCUCGCCUGAUCCAUCUUAUGCCUGAUUCUGACCUUUUGGGUGUGGGACAGACAGACUUUUGUCAAAGCCCUGGAGCCGUUCGUCAACUGGCUGGAGGAAGCAGAAGAGGAGGAUUGA